Messenger RNA from Purpureocillium lilacinum, 1326 nucleotides. RefSeq lists its product as uncharacterized. Lineage: Eukaryota; Fungi; Ascomycota; Sordariomycetes; Hypocreales; Ophiocordycipitaceae. Gene Ontology annotation, biological process: regulation of glucose metabolic process; protein phosphorylation. Gene Ontology annotation, cellular component: mitochondrion. Gene Ontology annotation, molecular function: pyruvate dehydrogenase (acetyl-transferring) kinase activity. The record is from RefSeq and is a predicted model, not a curated record.
AUGGCGUGGAGAGCCUCGGAGAGGCUGAUGGACACCAUCAGGCACUAUGCCAAGUUCCCCGCCACCGGCGUGAGCUUGCGCCAGAUGGUGCAGUUUGGCGACAAGCCCUCGACCGGCACCCUGUUCCGCGCCUCGCAGUUCCUCGCCGAGGAGCUGCCCAUUCGCCUGGCCCACCGCGUCCAGGAGCUCGAGGACCUGCCCGACGGCCUCAACGACAUGCCCUCGGUACAAAAGGUCAAGGACUGGUACGCCCAGUCGUUUGAGGAAAUCACACAGCUGCCGAGGCCCGACCUCAGCAGAGACGUUCGCGACCGCCUGAUGAAGCCCUCCAAGCACGCUGGCCGCGGCAUCCUGCAACAGCUAUCCGAGGCGACGCCGAACCCCUCCAUCGACGAGGGCGAGUCCUCGGGCUGGGGCGGCCUGACGAAGAACGGCAACGGCAACGGCAACAAGGCGCGGUCGCUCUCGAGACGCUACUUUGCCACCGUCGACGACACGGGCGAUUGGCCCGCAGAGCUGCAGCUGUACAACAAGCAGUUUGCGCAGACUCUGCACAAGAUUAAGCGUCGCCACGACGGCGUCGUCACCACGAUGGCCCAGGGCAUCCUCGAGUACAAGCGCCGCCGCCAGCGCAUGCAGAUUGACGGCAGCAUCCAGUCCUUCCUCGACCGCUUCUACAUGUCGCGCAUCGGCAUCCGCAUGCUCAUCGGCCAGCACAUUGCCCUCACCGACCAGAGCCACCACCGCGACCCCACGUACGUCGGCGUCAUCUGCACCAAGACCAACGUCAAGGACCUCGCGCAGGAGGCCAUUGAGAACGCCCGCUUCGUCUGCGAGGACCACUACGGCCUGUUCGAGGCGCCUCGCAUCCAGCUCGUCUGCAACCCCAACCUCGACUUCAUGUACGUCCCCGGCCACCUGUCGCACAUGCUCUUCGAGACCCUUAAGAACUCCCUGAGAGCUGUCGUCGAGACCCACGGCAUGGACAAGCAAGAGUUCCCUGUGACCAAGGUCAUUGUCGCCGAGGGCAAGGAGGACAUAACCAUCAAAAUCUCCGACGAAGGCGGCGGCAUUCCGAGAAGCGCCAUUCCGUUGGUGUGGACGUACAUGUACACGACGGUCGACCGGACGCCCAACCUGGACCCAGACUUUGACAAGAGCGAUUUUAAGGCGCCGAUGGCCGGGUUUGGCUACGGUCUACCCAUAUCGCGCCUGUACGCGCGCUACUUUGGCGGCGACCUGAAGCUCAUAAGCAUGGAAGGAUACGGCACCGACGUGUACUUGCACCUCAACCGCCUGUCCUCCUCGUCGGAGCCCCUCCAAUAG